Molecule: messenger RNA, 2628 nt
Organism: Aureobasidium namibiae CBS 147.97
Lineage: Eukaryota; Fungi; Ascomycota; Dothideomycetes; Dothideales; Saccotheciaceae
Product: ATP-dependent DNA ligase
Exons: 3
Coding region: 1-2628 (875 amino acids)
Biological process (GO): Okazaki fragment processing involved in mitotic DNA replication; DNA biosynthetic process; DNA repair
Cellular component (GO): nucleus; mitochondrion
Molecular function (GO): DNA ligase (ATP) activity; DNA binding; ATP binding
Source: RefSeq, a predicted model, not a curated record
AUGCCUCCUAAGCAACAGGCCACUCUUGGCAACUUCUUCGCAAAACCCAAUGGCUCAACUCCCGCCUCCCAACAACCAAAGCUCUCGUUUGCGACAAAGCCAAAGCCCGAACCCAAGAAGCCAAAGAAUCAAGAUGAGGAGAAGGUAGAGGAUGAACCUUCGGACAGCAAGGUCGCUGCAAAGAAAGAGGACACAGAAGAUGCAACUGAACACCCAGAGGACGUCACCGCCACAUCGAAAUCAAUCAAGACGCCCAAGAAGAGAACAGUAAAGGAAGAGGAUGAGGAAGAAGCUGGUGCAUCAGAAGAAGAGCCUCCGACCAAGAGACAGCGCAAGAAGCCCGCCAAUUCUUCAAGUCCAAGAAAGCCAAAGCAGGAUCCCAUUCCAGAUCAUGAAGAGCCUGUCAAGAAACAAAAGGCUGCACCCAAGAAGCCCGCAGCUACGCCACCAACACCCGCCAAGGUCGACGAAGAAGAUAUCACAAUGAAGGAUGGCUCCGAGAGUGACCCUCAAUCAGAGGCAGAGGAUGUCGAGUCGGACGAGGAAGAACAGCCAGAGAAGGCUGCAAAGGCUCGCGAAAAGGUUCAGAGCACAUUCAAGUCAAACACAAAAGACCCAUAUCCCGAUUGGAAGGCCGGCGACCCCGUACCUUACGCUGCUCUCUGCACUACAUUCUCCAAGAUCGAGAUGACGACGAAACGUCUGGAAAUCAUGGCACACUGCUCCUUGUUCCUCAGACAAGUCCUUCGCCUCACCCCUCAGGACCUCCAACCUACUGUUCUACUGAUGCUCGGCAAGCUUGCUGCAGACUAUGCUGGUAUCGAGUUGGGUAUUGGCGAGAGUCUUAUCAUGAAGGCUAUUGGUGAGUCUACAGGCCGAUCACUCAAAAUCGUCAAAGAGGAUCAGCAGAAGAUCGGUGACCUGGGUCUUGUUGCAGCAAAGAGCAAGGGCGGUCAGCCCACCAUGUUCAAGCCAAAGCCUUUGACUGUACGUGGCGUCCACGAAUCAUUAAUGGCUAUCGCAAAGAUUGAAGGAUCUGGUGGUCAAGGCCGCAAGGUUUCUGGUAUCCACAAGCUGCUUUCUGCUGCUGAUACAAAUCUAUCAAAGGGCAAGGGAGUCGAUAUCGAAGAGAACAAGGGCGGUCCGAGCGAAGCGAAGUUCAUUGUUCGCACUCUCGAGGGCAAGAUGCGCCUGGGUCUGGCAGACAAGACUGUCCUUGUUUCGCUGGCUCAGGCCAUGACUUACCACGAUGUCAUGACCAAGACCAACAAGGCACCUACCACCGAGCAGCUGGAGAAGGGUGAACGUGUUUUAAAGAACGUGUACAACGAACUGCCCAGCUACGAAGUCAUUGUUCCCGCCUAUCUCGAGAACGGAGUCUUCGACUUGCACGAUGCAUGCAAGCUUCAACCUGGUGUUCCCCUCAAGCCUAUGUUGGCAAAGCCGACCAAGUCAAUCACCGAAGUGCUCGAUCGCUUCGAGGGCAAGGACUUCACCUGCGAGUACAAGUACGAUGGAGAGAGAGCACAGAUCCACUUUGUCGCCCACGAUUCUGACCUGACUUACGCCACUGCUGCCCCCACCGCUGGCAAUUCUUCCAAGGGUGUCUCGAACAUUUUCUCGAGAAACAGUGAAGACCUGUCGAAGAAGUACCCAGAUAUUCUCGCCAAGCUGCCCACCUGGGUCAAAGAGGGCACCAAGAGCUUCGUUCUGGAUUGUGAGACCGUCGCCUGGGACGUGGAUGAGAAGAAGGUUCUGCCUUUCCAACAACUCAUGACCAGAAAACGCAAGGAUGUCAAGACCGAGGAUAUCAAGGUCAAAGUCUGUGUCUUUGCUUUCGAUCUUCUGUUCCUGAACGGCGAGGCUCUUGUCAAUCAAUCCUUCCGUGACCGCAGAGCCAAGCUCUACGAAGCAUUCAAGGAGGUCGAAGGCGAGUUUGCCUUCGCUCAGUUUGGCAACACCAACGAGCUCGAUGCCAUUCAAGUCCUGCUCGAAGACUCCAUCAAGGCCUCUUGCGAAGGUCUGAUGGUGAAGAUGUUGGACGGCCCCGAGUCCUACUACGAACCUUCGCGUCGCUCACAGAAUUGGCUGAAGGUCAAGAAGGAUUACCUCGCUGGCGCAGGUGACUCUCUGGACCUAGUCGUGCUCGGUGCCUACUACGGCAGAGGCAAGAGAACAAACGUCUAUGGCGCUUUCCUCCUCGCGUGCUACAACAACUCAUCACAAAAGUACGAGACCGUAUGCAACAUCGGUACCGGUUUCUCAGAAGCUCUCCUCGAAUCACUGCACGAGACCCUCUCACCAUUGGUGAUUGACCGACCCAAGCCCUUCUACAGCCAUUCCACAGGCAACAAGGACCAACCCGACGUCUGGUUCGAGCCUCGUCUCGUGUGGGAAGUCAAGACUGCUGACUUGACAUUGUCGCCUCGCUACAAGGCUGCUGCCGAUGCGCUGGGUGAUCCCAGUGGCAAGGGUGUCAGUCUGCGCUUCCCGAGAUAUAUCCGUGACCGUGAUGAUAAGAAGCCUGAUGAUGCUACUACUGCCAGACAGGUUGCUGAGAUGUACAGGAAGCAGGAGUCUGUGGGCAAAAACAAGGGUCCUUCGGUUGAUGAUGACUUUGAGUAUUAG